CACCUACAUGCACUGUUUUGUGCUCCAUACGGUGUCCUUUUACAAACGAGUGCGCAUCGCCUAGCUGUUCGCAGCAUUUCGGUCCCUUUGGGAUGUCUGCCCGCGUUUUGUAAAAGUUUUUACCAAAAUUUUGGUGUACACCUUCACAGCAAUGAGACCGCCAGACAAUUUAAACCUUACCACGGACGAAUUCGCGGAGUACCUCAGGAAUGAGUGCAAGGAGUACGUUCGUUCGCAGGUAUUGCGCAUUGAUGAACAUAAGCACGCCCACUUGGAUGACAGCAUUCGCAGCGAGAGAGUGUUCUUCCAUACUUCCUAUAAGAAUAGGUUGGCACCGCUUACCGAUCGAUUGGCAAGAAAGCACGGCGUUGCCAUGGAAAUACGCAAUCACGACCGGUACACCGAGUGUGUGCAUAUCACGGGGCGAGUAGUAGCAAUUGAGGACGUGAAAAGUGCGUUAAAGGAGCAUUUAGGUAUUUAAUGCGGGAUAGCAGCUAUACGUUGAUUAAAAAGUGUUUGAUCAAUGAACUGCGCAUGGUAUGGUGCCGUUCUCAUGGUGGCACCUGCGUUGAACGGCAUGAGUGCGAACAAAUUAUUUUGUAAAAGGGAGCAUUCCUUGGAGAUGAGCUGCGUUGAAGCGGACCGAUAUGAACUGACAAAGAAGUACGUAGGAGUCAUGGCAACGCAUAUUUACCGUUCAGCUUGUGUCUACUCCAUUCCAG
Vavraia culicis subsp. floridensis is the source of this 722-nucleotide messenger RNA. RefSeq lists its product as uncharacterized. The transcript has a single exon. The coding region runs from base 152 to 481 and encodes 109 amino acids. Lineage: Eukaryota; Fungi; Microsporidia; Pleistophoridae. The record is from RefSeq and is a predicted model, not a curated record.